UGCAGGUAGUGUAUAUGUCUGUACACUCAUUAUUGUAAGACACACUCUACAGUCAGAUCAACUCAUCACGAGAAGGCUACUCAUAGAGUUAUUUUGAGUCCUCGCUAGCUAACACAGCUGUGCCAAGAGACACAAGUUCUGGUGUGAUCGAGACAGAAAGAGAGACUAAAGAGAAAGAGAGGGAGAGAGAUAGAGAGAGUGAAUAUAUGUUGAUCCACCUCUUCUCUUUGACUCUGAAGCUUAUGAACAGCUCUCCAAACCUAUACUUCACUAUAAUAGACUUCAACAGGAAAGGUGCCUGUUUUUGAGAGAAAACCCACAGCAAUGUUUCGAUCGAAGAACUUGAUGGGGGAACCUCGUGAGUCGAGAGGGGGCAACAUGCUCAAAUCCUUUACUGCCAAGUUUGGGACGGUGCACGUGGCGGAUGUGAUUAAAAAGCUUCCUGAGAAAGUAGUUGCAAUACCUGGUAGGGUAGAGGCAGCUAUGCACAGGGACUACGAGAAAAUGGCUGCGGACUCAUCCAGGUCGUAUGCUAACGAAAAGACCCCUUCUACUGGAUCAGGAGAGGCUGAUAUCGCAGCUGAUCCAGCAAGUGGAGGAUUUUUCGCCACGGAUUACAAAAAGCAUGAGGAUCUGAAAGCUAUGCUGGAUGGGAAUAAAGAUGGGCUGAAACUGGAAGCUAUGAAGCGCAUUAUUGGCAUGAUAGCUAAAGGGAAAGAUGCAUCAGAUCUCUUUGCAGCUGUGGUGAAAAAUGUGGUCUCUAAGAAUAUAGAGAUCAAGAAGCUGGUGUAUGUUUACCUGGUCCGAUAUGCCGAGGAGCAGCAAGACCUAGCCUUGUUAUCUAUCAGUACAUUCCAGAAAGGGCUCAAGGAUCCCAACCAGUUGAUUAGAGCAUCGGCCCUACGUGUUCUCUCCAGUAUCCGUGUUCAUAUGAUUGUCCCCAUCAUGAUGCUAGCCAUAAAGGAAAGUGUCAACGACAUGUCACCAUAUGUCCGCAAAACUGCUGCUCAUGCCAUUCCAAAGCUGUAUAACAUGGAUCCAGAACAGAAAGAUCAACUUGUGGAAGUGAUUGAGAAACUCCUGGCUGACAAGACUACAUUGGUUGCUGGGAGUACGGUCAUGGCAUUUGAAGACGUUUGCCCCGAGCGAAUCGACCUCAUCCACAAGAAUUUCCGCAAGCUGUGCAACCUGCUGAUUGAUGUGGAAGAGUGGGGUCAGGUCAUCAUCAUCAACAUGCUUACGAGAUACUCUAGGACACAGUUCCUAGACCCCAACAAAGCCGAUAUGAUACAAGAAGAAGCAGAGCGCUCUUUCUAUGGCUCUGAGCACAGCGACGAAGACAGCGAUGAAAAAGAAGCAAAGGAAGAUGGGGAGGAGGUCAAGAAGCCGUACAUCAUGGAUGCUGAUCACAGGCUACUCCUACGCAGUGUCAAGCCACUCCUUCAGAGCAGAAAUGCCUCGGUUGUAAUGGCAGUAGCUCAACUCUAUCAUCACAUUGCUCCUAAGAAUGAAGUUGGGAUCAUUGCUAAGCCAUUGGUCAGACUUCUCAGAAGCCACAGGGAAGUGCAAUCUGUCGUCCUGAGCAACGUAGCCACGAUGAGCGCCAACCGCAGGGGUAUGUUUGAACCUUUCCUCAAGAGUUUCUUUGUCCGUUCCAGCGACGCGACCCAUAUCCGUCUUCUCAAGCUGGAGAUCAUGACUAACAUUGCCAGUGGAACCAGUAUUUCAACCAUACUCCGAGAAUUACAGACCUAUGUGACCAGUUCUGACAAGGCGUUUGUAGCAGCCACCAUCCAGGCCAUCGGGAGAUGUGCAAGUAACAUAGAAGAAGUGACCGAGUCAUGCAUGAAUGGACUCAUGGGCCUCAUGUCAAACAGAGAUGAGGCUGUAGUAGCAGAGAGUGUGGUGGUGAUUCGUAAACUACUUCAGAUGAACCCUACAGGUCACAAGGAGAUUAUACGUCACAUGACCAAACUUGCAGACGCCAUCACGGUACCUAUGGCCAGAGCCAGUAUCCUUUGGCUCAUAGGAGAAUACUCUGACAACGUACCUAAGAUGGCUCCUGAUGUACUGCGUAAGAUGGCCAAAGGAUUCAUCAACGAGGAAGACAUCGUCAAGCUUCAGAUUCUGAACCUGGCAGCUAAGCUUUACCUGACCAACUCCAAACAGACCAAACUCCUGCUCCAGUACGUGCUCAACCUGGCCAAGUAUGACCAGAACUAUGACAUCCGAGACCGCGCCCGUUUCUUCCGACAUCUCCUCCUCCCCGGGGAUAAGACCACAACAUUCUCCAAACAUGCUAAGAAGAUCAUCCUAGCCACCAAACCAGCCCCUGUCAUUGAAUCCGUCUUCAAGGACCGGGACCAGUUCCAGCUAGGUUCUCUGUCUCACAUGAUCAAUGCAAAGGCCAUAGGUUACAUCGAGCUCCCAGACUUCCCUGAAGAGGCCCCGGACCCAAGCGCUAGAGUCGUGGAGGAAGCCCUACCUUGGACCAACGAGAAGGAGAAGAGAACCGGGAGUAAGAGUAAGAAGAAAGCCAAAGCAACCAAGUCUUUCUACUCCAGCUCAGAGGAGGAGAGCGAGGAAGAAGAUGAUGAUGAAGAAGAAUCCUCUUUAGAAGAAGCCAGUGAAUCAGGCUCGGGAUCGGAGAGCGGUUCGGGUUCAGACAUCGACAAAGAUGAAAGCAGUGAUGAGGAGGAGAGCGACGAGGAAGACGAGAGUGAAGAUGCGUCAGCGUCAUCGGAAGAUUCCGAGAAGAGCUCAUCAGAGUCAUCGGAAGAUUCCUCCAGUGAGGAGAGCGAGUCAGAGAGUGAAGAAGAGAUCAAACCAGUGAAAAAGAAAACACCACAGAAAUCAUCCAAGGAGCAGAAGAAAGGAAAACAGAAAGCUGAAUCAACAAUGCAACUCUUAGAUUUUGGUGACUUUGGUCCACCAGGAGAAUCCUCUCAGCCUGUGACACCUGCCGGGCCCACCAGCAUGCUAACUCCUACCCUAGCCAAAGAUCUUCAAGGAUUAUCACUUAGUGACAAACCUUUGAGUUCAGAGCAGAUGUCCCAGAUGGCCAAGGCUGGUGGAGUUAUGUUUCCUUCUAAGGAGACCUUUGAGCUUUUGAAUCGGGUCAACAGCGGGGGUUUAUCAGCGACCUACCGAUUCCCUCGAACGACCUGUAUCUACUCUACCACUAUGGUGGCUGUAGAGGUCACUUUCGUCAACAACAGUUCCGCCAAAAUACAGAACAUUAGCAUAGGAGAGACCAAGUUGGCAGCUGGUAUGAAACUGCACGAGUUCCCAGAGAUCACCAACCUUUCCGUCAGUCAGUCCACAACGGCAAUCAUUGGCAUUGACUUCAGGGACACAACACAACCUGCCAAUUUUGAGAUCUGUACUGAAUCGCGGAAGUUCAGUGUGACAGUGAAAGCACCCAUAGGAGAACUCUUACAACCCAUUGCACUCAGUGAAAGAGACUUCUUAGGCCAACAAUCUAAGCUUACGGGUAUGAAUGAACACUCCGAUAAGUGCGACAUAGACGCAAGCAACAGAGAAGAGAAAGAUUUGAUCAGGUGUGUGGGUGAGACGGCCAACAUUCAGAUCGUCCCAGCCAGUGAUCCCAGUAAACUCAUAUACAGGUUCUCUGGAAGGACGGUAUCCGCCGGGACAUCGGCCCUGUUGACGGUGCAGGUCUUGAGCGAGGGCAAAGCUAGGAUCACGUCUAACUGCGAGAAGAUGGUGAUUGGUAACAUGCUGGUCAAAGAUAUCAAGAAGGCUUUAGGAAAGGCGUGAUGCUACCCAUAGCUUUAUUUAGGAUUCAAUUCAAAAUACGUGGUUUAUAGGAUUUCAUUCAGUGGGUGUUGUGGUAGAAUAUCGUCAUUUGUGAAACAGAGUUUUAUCCAGCAGUCAUUUCUGUUUGGAGCAAGAAGGGCAUUAACUUGUGUACUUUAAUACAGAUAUAACACCCUUCUGGCUCUGACUAUAUCCAUUGCUAGCUUUCUCAUGUGGGAAAGGGAGGUUGCUCAUUUUGCGGGCAAGAGAGAUGAUUUUGAAAGUAUCGACAGCUUUCAUGAGUAUCAAAAGACUCUGUUUGCCCUGCAUUUGCUGAAAAGAUUGUACACUGAAAAAUGAACAAAAAUUUACACAGAUUUGCGACACCAUAGUGUAUUACAUUCCUGGCAGGCUCAUUAUCCUCAUACAUGUAUAUCUAUUUAUAUCUCUCAGCCGUUAUAUCAAAUUAUUUCAGCAGAUAUGUUUUAUUUGAACUUUCUAACAUUCAUUGGAAAUGUUAUAUUUUGUGAGACUAUAUUUGCCAUUAUGUCACCAAAAAAACCCCAUCUAGUUAUACCAUGAUGUGAUGAAUGUGCAUGUUCCUGUUUGAUAGCAAUGCUAUCUCUAAAAUGGAUUUCAGCAAUUAGUACCAUGCAUUAUCCAAGUUAGUCUGAAUUUCUGAAUUUUCGACCAUUAUUAAUCCAUAGUCUCUCAUUGGACAUGUAGUAUAUUUCCAAAGAUUAGCUAACCUUUCUCUAAAACUUGUUUCAAUACACAAGUGUUUCAUACAAGUUUUAUACAAAUAUAAAAACAUCAGAAAUCUUGUUUUCUUGUUACAAAGGAGUCAGCAGGUAUGAGUAGGGAUGUGUCUUUAUAUGAUAUAUUUGAUAUAUGCCUAAGAUUACAAUGUUUUAGAUGGCCUGUAUUUGAGAUGACCUGGGAAAGAUUUUUCUUUUUUUAAUUAGAACCACUGCUGUGUUUAAGAAUUCAAAUCUUGCAUGUUUAAUUAUGAGGAAGAUAUUUGCCUGAAUUCACAAAGGGGGUUUACAUUUAACCCAUGGUUUUAUAAAUCGUGGGUUAUUUAGCCUGGGUUAAAUCUAACCCAUGGUAAUAAUCCAUGGUCUAAGCUCGGCGUGAUGACGUCAUAUGAUGCGUUAAAACGUGGGUUAAAUCUAAACCUCCUUUGUGAAUUCGGGCCAUUAUAUUAGGGCCUUAACUCACAUGCGUUAAUGUACUAGUAGAGUCAACGCUUUUCUGGCUCCAAACAGAUAACGUGAAUGUAAGAGUUUUCAAACAGUAUUUCAUAUUCAAUGUCCUGAAAAGCAUUCCAUGGUACAGUAUGAAGCAUUGUCUUAAUGUUAGUGUGCAAUUGAAGUAUAAUUGAGACUGUCUUGUUUGUGUUACAAUCAUUUUAUUAGCUGUAGUAAGUGUAGUGAGCUAUUGUUUAUUCUGAAGAUCAAAAUGUAGCAAAAAUUGUGUGAUGUAUCAAAGGCAAAACACAAUAGAAAAGCUAACUAGAUUUUAGAACAAAGAAUGUUUUUAGUGAUUCAUUCCUUGUAGAAUCGCCUUCAUCAAUACCGAAAGACUAUUCCUCUCAACUCAUUAACCUAGCAAAUAUGUGAUGGCAGAUCAUGGCACUUAAAGGGGAAGUCUGCCCUGAUAUUAAGUUGGUUUUAAUAGAGCAGACAAAUUAAAGGAACACGUCAGUAAAAGUUUGAGCAAAAUCCGAUUAAAAAUUCUAAAUAAAAAUAGAAAGUUAUGCAUUUUUGAAAGUGCGAUCAAUCUAACACACAUUGACAACUCUGUGACGAAUCUAGCAAGUCCAUUUGCUCAGUACUUUAACAAAAUCUGUUUCUGUAUGACCCCUGUAUGAAACAAAUUUUUUCUGUUCUCAAUAACUAAGAAAAUGAGGUUGAUGAAAUUUUCUGUACUAAGCAAAUUGGGGAGGACCUCACAAGAUACGUCACAGAGUUGCCCGUUUGUGUUUCACUGAUGACAAAUUCAAAAACUCAUAACUUUCCUACGUUUGAUCGGAUAUUGCUCGAAAUUUUACUAAUUAUUUGUUUCUCUUGCCUUUCUGCUUUUAUUAAUACCAGAACAUCAUUAAGGUAGAUUUCCACUUUAGUCCAAGAAUAUAUUGCCCAAGUUAGAAGCGUAAUAUCCUCCACAAGGGUAAUGGGAUUCUGUAUCGGAUAAAAUGUAUUCCAGACCCCAAUAAAGUAGAACCAGCUAAUAUCAUUGUAAUCGAUAUAAGAUGUAGGUCUAUUGUGCAGACACCACAAACAAAUAUGUUUGCCUACAGAUCCACCUUGUGUUAGGUUAUGCAUUCUAUUUGUGUCAGGCAUUCUAAGCCAAAAUAUUUGAUUGCGAUUUGAUUUGAUUGACCAACAGCAUUACAGUAAUACAUUUCAUACACUGUGUUUACAUAUACAAGAAGAGAAACUAUUGGUUGGUAAUAUUUAGGAUGUAUACCCAUUGCACAUCCACUUUGUACCAAGUGUAAAUACACACUUUGCACAACUGCCUCAAACAUAAUUAAGAUAAAAAUACUGGUAUUAAUGAUAAUUUUAAUAAGUAAACCAAUGGAAAAAUUACAUAUUUACCACAAAAAAGUGGUAUAUGAUGUAUUGAGGCACACAACCAAUGAAUAAAGCAUGCAAAAUACAUUUUCUAUUUCAGUGUCAAAAUGCCUAAAUAUGUUUCAUAUUUAUAUCCUUUAUGGUGAUGUUGUGGGUUAAAUCUAACAGUGUGCAUCGAAUGAUGAUAAUCUAGCACCAUCAUGGAUAAACUAUUCAAAUCCAAUAGAUUUACAUCUAUAGACAGUAUUAAAAAUGCUCAAUAUUAAAAUGGUUGUAUCAAAAGCAUUUAUAUUUGCUCGCAUCUCAUAAAACUACUAGUGAAUGAGCUAAGUAGCAUACAGAUUUAGAUUUCAUUAUUUUAAACUAGUACUACUAUUAUCUUUGAAUUGUAAUGUGGUAGCUAUCCUUUGUUUCACUUGUAGUUAUGAUUUUUUGUUUAAUGGAUGACAUUAAAUUGCAGAGUACUUAUAUAAAUUAUGAAUAAAUAUUGAUAUCUAUGA
Strongylocentrotus purpuratus (purple sea urchin) is the source of this 6838-nucleotide messenger RNA. Its product is annotated as AP-3 complex subunit beta-2. The transcript is spliced from 26 exons. The coding region runs from base 325 to 3780 and encodes 1151 amino acids. NCBI's taxonomy places the organism in Eukaryota, Metazoa, Echinodermata, Echinoidea, Camarodonta, Strongylocentrotidae. The record is from RefSeq and is a predicted model, not a curated record. Gene Ontology annotation, biological process: intracellular protein transport; vesicle-mediated transport. Gene Ontology annotation, cellular component: AP-3 adaptor complex; membrane coat.